Messenger RNA from Aphidius gifuensis, 1785 nucleotides. Its product is annotated as leucine-rich repeat-containing protein let-4-like. The record is from RefSeq and is a predicted model, not a curated record. Gene Ontology annotation, molecular function: protein binding. NCBI's taxonomy places the organism in Eukaryota, Metazoa, Arthropoda, Insecta, Hymenoptera, Braconidae. The coding region runs from base 1 to 1785 and encodes 594 amino acids. The transcript has 3 exons.
AUGGCUUGGCAAAUGACACAUCCAUUUAAAAUUAUUAUUUCAGGACCGUCAGGGGCUGGUAAAAGUGUUUGGACUAAACGUUUCUUAAAAGAAUUAUCGGGAUUAUGUGAUACUGAAUUUGACCGUAUUAUUCUAUAUGACGCCGAAUGGCAACCUGUGUAUACUGAAUAUAAAAAUGUUGAAUUUCAAGAAGGGUUACCAGACAUGAAAGAUUUUAAUGAUAUUAAAAAAAAAAAGUUAAUCAUAAUGGAUGAUUUAAUGCGUGAAAGUAGUAGUGGUUCAUCUGUAUUAGAUAUAUUUACCAAGGGUUCACAUCACCCCAAUGACACAGCACGACAUCUUAAUAAAGUAUUGUAUCAACAUUCAAAUUUGGAUAAAUUGGAACUUAUGAAUAAUCAAAAUACAGAUAUUUGUUAUUCAACGAGGAAAAAUAUUUCUGUUAACAUAUCUCAACUUCAAUAUACGGGUGGUUCUUUCAAAACAUUGACUCAUAAAUCAUUUGAAUGUUUGAGAAAUCUUCGAAAUCUUACAAUCACUAAUAGUGAUCUGACGUUUCUUGAACCUGGUUCACUAAAUGGCUUGGAAAAAUUAGAAACAGUUUCAAUAAGAUCAAAUGAUAAAUUAACUCACAUACCUUCAAAUGUGUUCAAUGUUAAAAGUUUGAAAAUUAUUGAUUUGAGUAAUAAUUCAAUUAGUAGAGUCGAUGAUGGUGCAUUUAAAUCUUCAAACAAUAAUUUAAUGUUACUAAACUUGAGUUACAAUUUAAUAGAAAUCAUUGAGGGAGGAGUUUUUCAAAACUUUCGAUGUGAAGUUAUUGAUUUGACACAAAGUGGAAUUGUUGCUAUUGUCGAUGGAGCAUUUAAUAACUCACGUGUUGAUAAAAUUUUUCUCAUGAAAAACCAAAUAUUCAACUUAAAUUAUUUAAAAUGGGGAAUUCAUUAUACUGCGACAAUGGUCUAUAUCGAUUUUACAAAUUUUGAUAUUUUUGAGAGCUAUAAUAAUAGCCGACAUUUGACAAAAUGGGAUGAAUCCUUUCACUUGAAAAAAUCAUACUCAUGUUAUUUAAGUGAAAGUGUUCAUAAAACAGACAAUGCAUUUAUGAUUUAUCCUGAAUCAUUUGUAGGCUUGACAGAAUUAGAAAAUUUGGAAUUAGACGUUGGACCAAUUAUACUUCAAGCUCAAUUAUUUGAGAGUUUAUCAUCUCUCAAAUUUCUUAAAAUCGAAGUAGAAGAAAGUAUCCAAUACCUGAGUCAAGUAUUAGUACCUCUUUCAAAUUUAAAAACUAUUGAAAUCGUCGGGAAUCGUUCUGUGGGUAUUUGUCAAAAUAAAUUUUCAUCCAAAAUACCAUAUUCGUUGACUGACAUUCGUUAUACAAAGGGUCCGCUUAAAGAGCUACAAGAAAAUUCAAUGACUUGCAUUUCACAACUUGAAAAAUUUACGAUAAAAAAUACACAGCUAAGUACUAUUCAAGCCGGGGCAUUCAAAUCAAUGGAUAAUCUUAAAUUUGUAAACUUGGAAUUUAAUCAAAUAACAAUGAUCCCAAAAGAUACCUUUGAUGGUCUUAAAUGCGAUUUCUUUCAUUUGUCACACAACAAAAUUAGAAGAAUCGAAUAUAAUGCAUUCAAAAAUUCUGAUAUUAAAAAUCUGUAUCUCUUUAAUAUAUCAUCCAAUGUUUCUGUCAAUAAGAAAGCUUGGAGUCUACCUGAGUACACUGACGUCCAUUCCACAGUCGAUGAUGAAAAACAUCAAGAACAUUUUUUCAAACAUCCCACAUCAGGAUUGUAA